This is a messenger RNA of Chaetura pelagica (chimney swift), 912 nucleotides long. It is a transcript of the gene OPN3, whose product is annotated as opsin 3. Lineage: Eukaryota; Metazoa; Chordata; Aves; Apodiformes; Apodidae. Gene Ontology annotation, biological process: G protein-coupled receptor signaling pathway. Gene Ontology annotation, cellular component: membrane; photoreceptor outer segment. Bases 1 to 912 code for a protein of 303 amino acids. The record is from RefSeq and is a predicted model, not a curated record. Gene Ontology annotation, molecular function: G protein-coupled receptor activity. The transcript is spliced from 4 exons.
AUGUCCACUGCUUGCCCCACCUCAUCUGAGCAGGUUGUAGAAGGUGAUCAGGUUUGUCAAGCACGAUUUGCCCUUGGAAUUGUUUCAAUUAUGACUCUCACUGUUCUUGCCUAUGAACGCUACAUUCGAGUAGUCCAUGCAAAAGUGAUUGAUUUCUCUUGGUCUUGGCGGGCUAUCACAUACAUCUGGCUCUACUCACUAGCCUGGACUGGAGCACCUCUUUUGGGCUGGAACAGAUACACACUGGAAAUUCAUGGAUUGGGUUGCUCAGUGGAUUGGAAAUCAAAAGACCCCAAUGAUACCUCCUUUGUGCUUCUUUUUUUCCUUGGCUGUCUAGUAGCACCUGUUGGGAUCAUGGCCUAUUGCUACGGCCAUAUUCUAUAUGCAGUAAGAAUGCUUCGCUGUGUCGAAGAUUUCCAGACUGUUCAAGUGAUCAGACUUCUAAAAUAUGAAAAGAAGGUGGCUAAAAUGUGUUUCUUAAUGAUCUCUACAUUCCUUAUUUGUUGGAUGCCCUAUGCAGUGGUCUCUCUCCUGGUAACAUAUGGCCACAGCAAUGUUGUAACUCCAACUGUAGCUAUCAUCCCAUCUUUCUUUGCCAAGUCAAGCACAGCCUAUAAUCCAGUAAUCUAUAUCUUCAUGAACAGAAAGUUUCGACGAUGCCUUUUGCAACUCCUGUGCUUUCGCCUGAUGAGGUUCCAGAGGACUGUGAAAGAGAAACCAUCAACAGAGAAUGACAAACCAAUCCGACCAAUAGUUAUGUCUCAGAAAGCGGGGGAUAGACCAAAGAAGAAAGUGACUUUCAGCUCUUCAUCUGUAAUUUUUAUUAUCACCAGUGAUGACACUCAGCAAAUAGAUGACAACAGUAAAUACAAUGGGACAAAAGUAAAUGUCAUCCAAGUAAAGCCACUGUAG